Fragaria vesca subsp. vesca is the source of this 2008-nucleotide messenger RNA. Its product is annotated as LEC14B protein-like. Lineage: Eukaryota; Viridiplantae; Streptophyta; Magnoliopsida; Rosales; Rosaceae. Gene Ontology annotation, cellular component: Cul4-RING E3 ubiquitin ligase complex. Gene Ontology annotation, molecular function: protein binding. Gene Ontology annotation, biological process: proteasome-mediated ubiquitin-dependent protein catabolic process. The transcript is spliced from 10 exons. The record is from RefSeq and is a predicted model, not a curated record. Bases 203 to 1678 code for a protein of 491 amino acids.
AUUAAACUCCACCACACCAACCACUUCCUUAACUCUUCUCACAGUAACACUUUCAUCAAUCCAAUUCAAUCCUCUGCUUCAUCACUAACCAAUUACACAACACAAUCCCUUUGUUAUCUUUACGUACUCUCAAAACUCGAAGAACACCUCCAAUCCAAGGAUUGACAUGUUUGGCAUAUUGGCUUUGAGUAAUUGAGUUCAGAUGCUUGUUACUUCAAUUGAUGAUUUCGAUGAGAUGGGGUAUUCACUGAGUAGAUUGACUGUAGAGUCUGACUAUUUUGAUGAUGGGAGUACCAAUAACGGAACUAGUGAAGGACCCGACAAAGCUUUUGAGAGUUUAGAGCAUGAAGUAGCUCAGCUCACAAAGCUGAGAUCAGCACCCAAUGAGAGAUUGAGACAAGUCGGACCGGGGAGGCGGGGCAGGACUGUUUCGACGGUGAAGAUGCUGGAAGGGAGAGAGGGUAAUUAUUCAGGAAGGGGGAGAUUCUCCUCUGCUGAUUGUUGUCAUGUUUCAGGGAGAUACUUGCCGCUGAAUGGUCCUUGGCUUAUUGACCUAUUGCCUUGCCGAGCAUAUGUCUCGCAGUUUUCAGCAGAUGGAUCUCUUUUUAUUGCUGGGUUUCAGGGUAGCCACAUUAAAAUAUACAAUGUGGAUAAAGGGUGGAAAGUGCAGAAGGACAUUCAUGCCAAAAAUCUGCGAUGGACAGUGACUGAUACAUCUCUUUCCCCGGAUCAACGCCAUCUUGUCUAUGCAAGCAUGUCACCCAUUGUUCAUAUAGUUAAUCUGGGAUCUGCAGAAACAGAAUCUCGUGCUAAUAUAACGGAAAUUCAUGAGGGUUUGGAUUUUACAUCUAGUGAUGAUCGAGGAUACUCCUUCGGUAUUUUCUCCAUAAAAUUUUCAACAGAUGGACGUGAAAUUGUUGCUGGAAGUAGUGAUGAUUCCAUAUAUGUUUAUGAUCUUGAAACUAAUAAGCUCUCCCUUCGAAUUUUGGCUCACACGUCUGAUGUGAACACUGUUUGUUUUGCCGAUGAAAGUGGCCAUCUUAUUUAUUCUGGGAGUGAUGAUACUCUCUGUAAGGUGUGGGAUAGACGUUGCUUUCAAGCCAGCGGGAAGCCAGCAGGAGUUUUGACAGGGCACCUAGAAGGUAUUACAUGCAUUGACAGCAAAGGAGACGGACGUUACUUCAUUUCAAAUAGCAAAGAUCAGAGCAUAAAACUUUGGGAUAUCAGGAAAAUGUGCUCUAGUGCUACUGCUGCGCGCAACCCAGGGCCUAGAUAUCAUGAAUGGGAUUACAGAUGGAUGGACUACCCGCCUCAGGCAAAAGAUAUGAAACAUCCAUCUGAUGUAUCGGUGUCUACUUAUAAAGGUCAUUCGGUCUUGCGUACACUUAUUCGCUCCUACUUCUCCCCAGCGUAUAGCAGUGGUCAGAAGUACAUCUACACUGGAUCUCACAAUUCAUGCGUUUAUAUAUAUGAUUUGGUGAGUGGAAAAGAAGUUGGAAAACUGGAGCAUCAUAAAUCAGCUGUAAGAGAUUGUAGUUGGCACCCAUAUUACCCUAUGCUUGUCAGCUCUUCCUGGGAUGGGGAGGUUGUUAGAUGGGAAUUCACUGGAAAUGGAGACACACCACCACCUUUCACCAGAAGGGGAGCCUGGAGGAGAGAAUAUUCACCAUUCUAUUGAAAACAUCAGUUAUAAGUCCAGCAACGAAUAUUUUGUUCAGGUAAACUAGCGUGAAGCCAGAGACUUGGCAUCAUACACCCUCAAAUGCUAGCUGUUGUUGUUGCUCUAAGCUUAGGAUAGAAAAGUUGGGGUAAUUAAUCUUAAUUUGGUUGUACAUAAAAAACAAAAUAUGAUUCUGCGUUUCAGGAAGAAACAAAGAGGUUUAUGCUUGAUAUGAAUGUUCAUAGACUCAAUAGUGUGCUGUUUAUAGCAGCGUUUUUAACGUGUAUUUGCGGAUGUGUGUGAGUCAUUUGGCAUCACACAUGAGUCAUAUCAUAGUUUGUUUCGAUC